AUGGCAACCAACACCCUCCAAUCUAAACUUCGCGCUCUCCCUGUACUGCAGGGAUCGUCCCAUCCCAAAAUGAGCUUUGACUCAUUCCCCAAAACCCCGCAGCAAGCCUUCGAAGCAUGGCUCGACGAAGCCAUAGCCCAUGAAGUCCCAGAGCCACACGCUGUCACACUCUCAACGACUGAUCACGAAGGCCGGCCUGACGCGCGCGUCCUUAUUCUGAAGAAUAUUGACGAUCGUGGAUGGCACUUUGCUUUCAAGGCCGAGAGUCCCAAGGGACGACAAAUCUCGGCCAAUAACAACGUGGCUCUUACUUUCUACUGGCCUCAGCUGGGGCGUCAAAUCCGUCUGCGCGGGAAAGCCAAGUCUUUGCCUCGAGACGAAUGCGACAAAGACUUCGCGGCUCGGUCUAUCAAAGCCAAGGUGACUGCAAUGAUUUCGAAGCAAAGCCAACCAUUGGAUGAUCCUGAAUUGGUGGAAAAGCGUCUGGAAGAGUCUUUGCUAGUGCAGGAGAAUGGAGAGGAGGGAAUAAGCUCAGAGGGAUGGGUGGUAUAUGCAGUUCAGCCCGACAUGGUUGAGUUUUGGCAAGCUUCUAGCGCUCGUCUCCACCAACGAACCAAAUAUUUAUGGGAUCAGGCAAUUGCCCGUUGGACCAAGACGGCUCUAUGGCCAUAG
Molecule: messenger RNA, 672 nt
Organism: Fusarium coffeatum
Lineage: Eukaryota; Fungi; Ascomycota; Sordariomycetes; Hypocreales; Nectriaceae
Exons: 1
Coding region: 1-672 (223 amino acids)
Biological process (GO): pyridoxine biosynthetic process
Molecular function (GO): pyridoxamine phosphate oxidase activity; FMN binding
Source: RefSeq, a predicted model, not a curated record